UUCUGAGUGUUUGAGCUGUUGACUUAGGCCGUUGUUUCGGCCCAGAGUUCCCGCAGUAAUGGCGAGUCAGUCGCAGGGCAUCCAGCAGCUACUGCAGGCCGAGAAGCGGGCGGCAGAGAAGGUGUCCGAGGCCCGCAAGCGAAAGAACAGGAGGCUGAAGCAGGCCAAAGAAGAAGCCCAGGCUGAAAUUGAACAGUACCGCCUGCAGAGGGAGAAGGAGUUCAAGGCCAAGGAAGCUGCGGCACUGGGGUCGCAUGGCAGCUGUAGCAGUGAGGUGGAGAAGGAGACCCAGGAGAAGAUGACUAUCCUCCAGAACUACUUUGAGCAGAACAGGGAUGAAGUCCUGGAUAACCUCUUGGCCUUUGUGUGUGACAUCCGGCCAGAAAUCCAUGAAAACUACCGCAUAAACGGAUAGGAGGCAGAAGCGCCUGUCUGUGGGUUGGCAUGAGAUCUGCCCCCACAGAACAGGAAACCUCCACAGAGCUUGAGUUCUGUUCUGGAAGGCAUUAAAUUAUUUCUCUAUGCUGUUGUAGGACCCUUCACUUUUUGAGAGUAUCAAAUCUAGCUUUUUGUACAGACUUAUUACAUACCUGAAGUUUCAUCUUCUUA
Grammomys surdaster is the source of this 609-nucleotide messenger RNA. Its product is annotated as V-type proton ATPase subunit G 1. Gene Ontology annotation, biological process: proton transmembrane transport. Gene Ontology annotation, cellular component: vacuolar proton-transporting V-type ATPase complex. Bases 59 to 415 code for a protein of 118 amino acids. The record is from RefSeq and is a predicted model, not a curated record. NCBI's taxonomy places the organism in Eukaryota, Metazoa, Chordata, Mammalia, Rodentia, Muridae. The transcript has a single exon. Gene Ontology annotation, molecular function: proton-transporting ATPase activity, rotational mechanism.